This is a messenger RNA of Salvelinus sp. IW2-2015, 6678 nucleotides long. The record is from RefSeq and is a predicted model, not a curated record. NCBI's taxonomy places the organism in Eukaryota, Metazoa, Chordata, Actinopteri, Salmoniformes, Salmonidae.
GACUGGCGGAAAUGACUGUAAGGGUCGGGGAGGAGCGGUUUGYGUGAAGUCAGAUGAAUGUAGCUUCGGUAGUUGGCUAAGAAUAAAUCAUUUUUAAGUGCCAAAGCAAUUUUUCAAGAAAACAUCUUCAGCUGAAUCGGAUAUAUCGGAUAUAGCCAUAUCACUGCAAAAUUGUGAUAUUUAGCUAGCUAGGAUGUUACAAAAUAAACAUUAAGUUGUUGUAGCUAGCUAUAGAAGGACACAAACUAGCUACUUCGUGCUAACUUGUCAAGCAAAGAAGAUAACAAAGACAUUUUGGGAAAUUGUAAUAUGAAAAAAGACGUGUCGGGGACAUUAGGAUUUGUCUCUCAAAAAGACAUCGUCUACAACAAACUUCUGCCAUAUGCGGAUAUAUUAGACGAAGAAUCCAAUGACAUUUUGGGUCAAAUCAAAGGGAACUUGGGCCGGGCUGUCCAGCUUCGAGAGAUAUGGCCGGGUGUCUUGUUUUGGACAAGGAAACUUUCCACGUACAUACGGCUGUACGGCAGGAAGUUCAGCAAGGAGGACCAUGUGCUGUUCAAGCUGCUGUACGAGCUGAUCACCAUCGACAAGCUGGAGAUCAGUAUGAUGCAAGGCCUAGCCCGGCUACUCAUCAACCUCCUCAAGAAAACAGAGUUGCUGUCGCGUGAGGACCUGGAGUUGCCUUGGAGACCACUGUACGAGCUGCAAGACAGGAUCCUCUACUCAAAGACAGAACACCUGGGCCUCAACUGGUUCCCCAACUCGGUGGAAAACGUUCUGAAAACACUUGUGAAAAGCUGCAGACCGUAUUUUCCGGAGUCGGCCACCCAGGAGAUGUUGGAGGAGUGGCGUCCACUGCUCUGUCCAUUUGACGUGACCAUGCAGAGAGCAAUAGGAUACUUAGAGCUCUUCCUCCCCACCACCCUACCCCCAGAGCUGCACCACAAGGGCUUCAAGUUGUGGUUUGAUGAGCUCAUCAGCUUGUGGGUGGCAGUACAGAACCUUCCAGGUUGGGAGGUGCAUCUUGUCAACCUGUUUGCCCGCUUGGCCAACGACAACAUUGGCUACAUUGACUGGGACCCAUAUAUACCCAAGAUCUUCACCAGAGUGCUGCGUAGUCUGAACCUCCCGGUGGGGACCAGUCAGAUGCUGGUUCCCAGAUACCUGACAAACGCCUACGAUGUCGCACACGUGGUCCUCUGGGUCUCCGCUUUACUGGGAGGCCCCAGUAAACAUGCCCAGGCACAGCUCAGUGGCCUUUUCAACAGCAUCACGUCUUUCUUCCACCCAUCCAACCAUGGACGCUGGCUGAUGAAGUUGAUGAAGCUGCUGCAGCGCCUCCCGGCCAGCGUGGUAAGACGGCUCCACCGGGAGCGCUACCGGAAGCCCACGUGGCUCACUCCGGUACCGGACAGCCACAAGUUGACGGAGGCGGACAUCACGGCGUUCGUGGAGAGUAUGAUGCAGCCGGUGCUGCUGGCCAUGUUCAGUAAGACGGGCAGUCUGGAUGCUGCUCAGUCCCUGCAGAACCUGGCCCUCAUGAGACCUGAACUUGUCAUACCACCAGUGCUGGAGAAAACCUACCCUGCUAUGGAGACCCUGACAGAGCCCCACCAGCUGACUGCCACCCUGAGCUGUAUGAUUGGUGUGGCUCGCAGCCUGGUGUCUGGGGGGCAGCGCUUCCCCGAGGGCCCCACACACAUGCUGCCCCUCCUCAUGAGGGCUCUGCCCGGUGUUGACCCCAAUGACUUCAGCAAGUGCAUGAUAACAUUCCAAUUCAUUGCUACGUUUGUUACUCUUGUGCCUUUGGUGGACUGCUCCUCUGCUGUUCAUGAAAGGAGCGACCUGACAUCGGUGGAGAGAGAGAUGUGCUCAGCCUCUGCAGAGUUUGAGGACUUUGUUCUUCAGUUCAUGGACAGGUGUUUUGCCCUGAUAGACAGCAGUACUCUAGAGCAGACCAGAGAGGAGACAGAGACAGAGAAGAUGACCCAUCUGGAGAGCCUGGUGGAGCUGGGACUAUCUUCUACCUUCAGCACCAUCCUCACACAGUGCUCUAUAGAUAUCUUCAAGGUGGCUCUGGAGAAGGUCUUCAUCUUUGCCACCACCAACAUCUUUGAGACUCGUGUGGCUGGCAGGAUGGUGGCUGACAUGUGCAGAGCAGCCUCCAAGGUUCACCCUGCACAGUCUUUGAAGCUUUUGGUACCACACUGCUGCAAUGCCAUAAACCAGCUCGCUGUCAAUGAGGAGGUGUUGAGUGAGGAGGAACUGGAUAAGGAGUUACUAUGGAACCUUCAGCUACUGUCAGAGGUGACUCGUGUGGACGGGGACAAGAUCCUCCCCUACAGCACCCAGCUGGUUCAGAUCCUGCAGCUGACCCUCCAUCUGAAGUGUAAACAGGGCUACACCCUGGCCUGUAACCUGCUGCAUCAUAUCCUGAGGUCUACAGCUCUCAUCUACCCCACAGAGUACUGCAGUGUACCAGGAAGCUUUCAGCAGCCCACACAGGACUACCUUCCCAUCAAGGACUGGGGUCGUCCGGGGGACCUGUGGAACCUGAACAUCCAGUGGCACGUCCCCAGUGUGGAGGAGACCAAAUUUGUGUUCUAUGUUCUGGACCUGAUCUUACAGCCAGAGCUGCUGCGACUGCAGAGAUACGCCCAGGGGGAACGGGACAUGACCAGGGAUGACGUCCUACAGAGUUUGUCUAUCGUACAGCACUGCCUUCUCGGAGCAGGAAGUCUGUUUCCACCGCUGCGAGGAGAGCCCAUUCCAGAACUGGUGACUAGCAUGGUGAAUCUGGGUGAGACCAACCUCUUCACAGGAGUGUCUUAUGAUGUGUCCAGAGAGAACUACAGAGAUGCUAUCUGUAGAGUGAUGAGGCAGUUGCUACAUCACAUUCUGGAACACUCCGAGGACGACACCAAGUCUCUAUUCUCCAUCAUCAAGAUCAUCAGUGACCUGCUACACUUCAAAGGCUCCCAAAAACACGAGUUUGACUCUCGCUGGAAGAGCUUCAACCUGGUCAAGAAGUCCAUGGAGAACAGGGUGCGUAGCCGGGCUCAGAGUGUGCUGUUCACGGCUCUGGGAACCUAUAACUUCUGCUGCAGGGACGUGAUCCCCCGCGUGCUGGAGUUCCUGGAGCCAGACCGCUCCGACGUCACACAGCAGCAGUUCAAAGUUGCCUUGUACUGUCUCUUGGGGAACCACAGUGGGGUGUGCCUGGCCAACCUGCACGACUGGGACUGCAUCACCCUGACCUGGCCUGCCAUCGUCCGCUCAGGACUCAGCUCAGCUAUGUCCCUGGAGAAGCCCUCCAUCGUCCGCCUGUUCGACGACCUCGCUGACAAGAUCCACCGCCAGUACGAGACCAUCGGCAUAGACUUCGCUACCUCACUCCUAUAUAACAUAUCCCAUCAAGAAUGCCGUGCGGUGGCGGUGCAGCUCCAGACCUCUGGUGUUCCUCUGCCCCCGGAACCUGUCCCCUCAGACCAAGAAGAAGCAGAGGCUCGGAAGCAGGAGGAGAAGAACUUAGACUCUGAACAGAAAUAUGACAAGCUGGUUGGUGAACUUCUGGACCGCCUCAAUGACAGAAACAUGCCCUGGAAGUUUGAGCACAUUGCCAUUGGCUUCAUGUCUCUGUUACUGAGGGAUGACCACCCCCUCCCCUCCCCCGCUGUCCUUUUCUUCGUCAAGAGCCUCAACCAUGACUCCCUCCUGGUCCGAAGGUGGGUGGCGAUAUCAGCCGUGGCAGGGAUCAUGAAGCAACUCAAGAGGCCACACAAAAAAGUACCAGUCAGCCCCAACACGCUCUGUGGUAUGAAAGAGCUGGCUGGUUUGAUAGCAGGGGACAGGCCUGAUAACCAGUGGCUCCAGUAUAACAGUAGCAGUCUGCCUCGUACCCAGCAGGACUGGGAGGGCUGUACGUUUGUAGAGAAGACCCACUGGGGAUACUACAGCUGGCCACAGAAACUCAUGAUGUACGCUCCUUCUGAGGAGCAGCCCAAACAAGGACUGACCAGGGAGGAGAUGACCGAGCGAGAGCAGAUCAUCUACGACCACUUCUCAGAUCCAGGAUUCAUCAACCAGCUGAUUGAGUUCCUCUCUCUGGAGGACCGCAAGGGCAAGGACAAGUUCAGUCCCCGCAGGUUCUGCCUUUUCAAGGGUCUGUUCCGGAACUUCAACGAUGCCUUCCUGCCCCUGUUGAAACCACACAUGGAGCGUCUGGUGGCCGACACACACGAGAGCAAACAGCGCUGUGUAGCAGAGAUCACCUCUGGACUGAUCAGAGGCAGCAAGCACUGGAGCUACGGCAAGGUGGAGAGUCUGUGGGAGCUGCUGUGUCCUCUGAUCCGUACAGCUCUGAACAACAUCACUGUAGAAACCUACGCUGACUGGGGCACCUGCAUCGCCACAGCCUGUGAGAGCAGAGACCCCAGGAAGCUCCACUGGCUGUUUGAGAUGCUGAUGGAAUCUCCAGUCAACGGGGAGGGGGGAUCCUUCGUAGAUGCCUGUCGUCUGUAUGUGCUGCAGGGGGGCCUGGCUCAGCARGAGUGGAGGGUCCCUGAGCUGCUCCACAGACUGCUGCAGUACCUAGAGCCCAAACUCACACAGGUCUACAAGAACGUCCGUGAGCGCAUCGGAAGCGUCCUCACCUACAUCUUCAUGAUAGACGUCAACCUGCCAUACACCCAGCCCACGGCCUCGCCUCGCAUCAAGGAGUUCACAGAGCGAGUACUGCUGCGCCUCAAACCCCUGACGGAGGGGGACGAGGAGAUCCAGAACCACGUGGUAGAGGAGAACGAUGUGGGGGAGCAGGACGAGAGGACACAGGCCAUCAAACUACUGAAGACAGUACUCAAGUGGCUGAUGGCCAGUGCUGGACGCUCCUUCUCCACGGCCGUUCCAGAGCAGCUCCAGUUGCUACCCCUGCUGUUCAAGAUCGCUCCGGUGGAGAAUGAUGACAGUUAUGAUGAGCUGAAGAGGGAUGCUAAGACCUGUCUGUCUCUGAUGUCCCAGGGACUACUCUACACAGAGCAGAUACCACUGGUCCUGCUGGCCCUGCAAGAGGUGUGUACACACACACCCAAAAACAGGCCAGACUCAUCUACAACCACUUUCUCCAUUCACUGCAAUCUCCAAAGAGAAAAAGUUCCUUCUCUCCCCCAGGUGAGGGAGAUGGCUGCCACCACUCUGAGCGGUUUCCUUCAGUGUAACUUCCUGUCCAUAGAGGGCCCCAUGCAGAGCCACUUUGAGGCCCUCUGCAAGACCCGCCUGCCCAAGAAGAGGAAGAGGGAGCUGGGCUCCGUGGUGGACACCAUCCCCUCUGGAGAUCUAGUGGAGCGACAUGCUGGAGUGUUAGGUCCUAAGUGCCUGGUAUCCUGCCAGCCCCUACAGCUGUUCCCAGCUGGAUCCCAGCUACUGAUGAACCUGAGCGUCCACCUCAACGACACACAGCCCAUUGAGAUGACUGUGAAGAAGACCCUGUCUAACUUCCGGCGGACUCAUCAUGACAACUGGCAGGAACACAAACAGCAGUUCACUGACGACCAGCUGCUGGUUCUGACCGACCUGCUGGUCUCUCCCUGCUACUAUGCCUAGAUACCUGGGCCCUGGUACAACUUUCAGGUGGAGAUUGUUAUGUUCUCUUAACGGAGGAACGACACCCUGAAUGCCCUCUUUGAGCCACUCAACAGUUCCUCACUCUGUUAUUAGUCUGGGAAAGCCUCAGACUGAACAGAACAGGGCCGUAUUCACAAAGCGUCUGAGUACAAUUGCUGAUUUAGGAUCAGUUUUGACUUUCAGAUCGUAUUGAAAACCAUUAUAUGGACAUGGCGACCUGAUCCUCGAUCAGCAGCGCUACUCUGAGACGCUGUGUGAAUACCAGAACAGACGAGCCUGCAUGAGGGGCCUCACGUCCAGGUCCCUUCCCUCUGACCAGACCAAUGGACGACACCUGGGUCGUUUUCUCUAGGCACCAAACGUAAUGAAACGAGGAGGAACUACCUGGAUGUUUCCUUAGAAAAAUGUUUUUGCUACGUUGUGCCGUAACGAAUACAACCCUGUACCCUGAGGACCUUGAGAAGGGGGGAGGGGGGGAAUAUGCAUACGUAAUGAAUGGAUGGAAUAAAAUAGAGUUGUGUAUUUGUUUUUAGCGCUCAUUUACAUUUCUACUAUACUUAAUAUUUAAGGAUAAACCAUAGCAUGGAUGAUUGAUCUGCAGUUUGUAAUAUUACUGUAAUAUUACUGUACAGUUGAUUUCUCUUGUUCUUUUCCUUUUUGUGUGUGUGUGKGGGGGGGGAGUGGAAUGCUUGAUGAAGAUACCUGCAGGUUUCCCUCUAUCUCUGGUCCAAGAUGUAGUGCGUGUUCCCCCAAUAGUGCACCACUACGCCGUAGGACCAGAGCUAGUUUCCCCCGUACUAUUGCUCUCAGUACAACAUCCCCUCAAUGUUAUCAACUCUGCACCAACUAACUAUAUUCUCCCACUAGAGCAAGGCUCUCCAGUCCUGUUCCAGGGGAGCUGCCGUCCUGUACGUUUCACUAUGACCCUAAUCUAGCACACCUGAUUCUAAAAACUACGUGGUUGAUCAGCUGAAUUAAGAUGGUUACAACUGGGGUUGGAGUGAAAACCUACAGGAGGGUAGCUCCCCAGGAACAGGGUUGGAGUGAGAACCUACAGGA